UUCUUGAACAGGAAAUUAGUUAACAAGCAAACAGGACCAGUGGGUGUUCAGAAAGUUGCGGAAGAAAUAUUACUUUGGAGACGAAUUUUAGAAACGCAAACAUCCCAAAUGCAAAUCAUUCUGUUACUUACAAUUAUAGUUUACUCGUGAUGAAGAACUAGCAUGUGUAAGUCUAAAUGGAAAAAAAAUCUAUUUUUUCGCUGAAGGCUGAUCACGGAAUGAAGCAGCGGACGGAGCUCUUAGUUUGACAUACAUUUGUAUCAUCGCUAAUGGAAAGAUCAAGGUCUUGUAAAGUAACGUUGGCUGCUGUGGCUAAUCCGAGGUGACAGGUAAUCCGAGUUUGCUAAUCCUUCCAUACUUCGGCUCACAGUUGAAGCGGAAGGAGUGCGGUUGUCCUGUCAGCGCAAAUUCCGCUAGGUUCAACCCCAAAGUUAGUAGAAAAGUCUUAAACAGGAUGAAAAUCUAGAUCGUUAAUUGUGAGGCUUCUUAACGAGCAAUCCGAAAGCGGAGGCGGUCAAAACUGGAACAACCUGAAGGGCUCACUUCACGUUAGGUCCCAUCACGAAAAUUCGGUCCAAGCGCCACGAUGGUAACGUGCAGAAGAAGGACACGGCCCAGAUUACUGCUUUUUGUCAUCGCCGGUACUUUUGUUGCAAUUGUCUUAUUUUUCCGACAAAACUACGGGGACGUGAAGGCAGCAAAUCGCCCAGAGGUCCACGUGGACGCGCAGGUGGAGAACGAGCGUCUGAAGAAGCCCGUCUACGACAAGCCCCCGUUGGACAGGAACGCGCUGGGGGAGCUGGGGAGAGCCGUGAGGCUGAACCUGGAGGGAGAGGAGAAACGCAGAGAGGAGGACAGCAUCGCAAAGCAUCAGAUUAACGUUUACGUCAGUGAUCAACUGUCACUGCAUCGCCGGCUGCCAGAGAGAUGGAACCCACUUUGCAGAAACCUGAAGUACGACUACCGCUCCCUGCCCACGACCUCCAUAGUGAUCGCCUUCUACAACGAGGCCUGGUCCACGCUGCUGAGGACCGUCCACAGCGUGCUGGAGACCUCCCCCGACCUCCUGCUGCAGGAGGUGGUGCUGGUGGACGACUACAGUGAUCGAGCGCACCUGAAGGGGCCGUUGGAAAAGUACAUCUCCGGUUUGAGGAAGGUGCGCCUGAUCCGAGCCACGAAGAGGGAGGGCCUGGUGCGCGCCAGGUUGCUGGGCGCCUCCAUCGCCACGGGCGACGUGCUGACCUUCCUGGACUGUCACUGCGAGUGCCACGAGGGCUGGCUGGAGCCGCUGCUGCAGAGAAUCAAAGAGGAGCCCACGGCCGUGGUGUGCCCCGUUAUUGACGUCAUCGACUGGAACACCUUUGAGUAUUUAGGCAACUCUGGAGAACCUCAGAUCGGGGGGUUCGACUGGAGGCUGGUCUUCACCUGGCACGCGAUCCCAGAGUAUGAGCAGAAACGCCGCCGUUCGCCCACAGAUGUCAUCAGGUCUCCUACAAUGGCUGGUGGCCUGUUCGCUGUGGGCAAAAACUACUUCCAUUACCUGGGAACCUAUGACACAGGAAUGGAGGUCUGGGGAGGAGAGAACCUGGAGUUCUCCUUCAGGAUCUGGCAGUGCGGAGGCAGCUUGGAGGUCCACCCGUGCUCCCAUGUGGGUCACGUGUUCCCCAAAAGAGCGCCGUACUCGCGGGACAAAGCUCUGGCCAACAGCGUGAGAGCGGCCGAGGUCUGGAUGGACGAUUACAAAAAGGUCUACUACCACCGCAACCCCCACGCACGACUGGAGGCGUUUGGAGACAUAACGGAGCGGAAGAUGCUCCGAGAGAAGCUGGGCUGUAAGAACUUCAGGUGGUACCUGGACAAUAUUUACCCCGAUAUUCAAGUCCCGGAGGAUCAGCCGGGCAUGUUCGGAAUGCUGAAGAAUCGGGGCAUGACCAACUACUGUUUCGACUACAACCCUGUGGAUGAGAACGUGGUGGUGGGCCAGAGGGUCAUCCUCUACCAAUGUCACGGCAUGGGCCAGAACCAGUUCUUUGAAAUGUCCACGGAUGGAGAGAUUCGCUAUAACACGCGGGAACCUGCUGGAUGCGUUGCCGGGGACAACGUCAGCACUUACCUGACUCUUAGUUCAUGUAGGAAGCGAAACCAGUCUGUACCCGCAGACCAGAAGUUUAUCCUCCAAGAGGAUGGCCGUCUGUACCACGUCAGCAGCCAGAAGUGUGUUCAAGCUGUAGACAAGACGGACAACAGCAAACCCGCUCCCUCACUCCAAGCCUGCUCCGACAGCCCGUACCAAAAAUGGUUCUUUGAGGAGCGAACAUAAUGACAUCAACUUAGAAACUAUCUACAGAUGUGUGUUUUUUUAUUCCGGAGGGAUGUCGGCCGAUGGGGAAUGUUUUAAAACUUGCCUUUUUCUUAGGAGCCUGAUGGAGGCUGUGCUUUCUACCUUUGCACAUUUUUUCACAAGUGGGACUGUAUUGACAAAUAGAAAUAUUGGGAAGUAUUUUUUUUUACAAAGAUAAGUAGGGAUUUGACGCUCCCAUCAGAAUCCCGUCUUCCCCUGUAGAGGGCGCCAAAGCGCCUCUUCACAUUCCCCUCCGUCGCUGUGCUCUCUGUCAGUGGCAAAGCUCUUCAGGUAUUUUGUAUGGAACCUUGUCAGGAUAUUUCUGAGUGCUGCUUUUACAUUCAGCCUAGAAAGAAGCCAGAUCCACAGCAUUAUGCUGGUUCCUAGUCCCUCUCCCAUUCAAUCUCCUAACUACUGAUAGAAGCAGGAACUCCAGUCUUAUUCCUUUCUACUUCGACGGAGCUCAUUUAACUGGGUUAAAGUAGCAAAGGCCACUUUGGUGGCUUUAAUUUAAACUAAGCGCAACCUCAAAAGCCUUAAUCUACAGCCGCACUUCAGCAGAUUGAAAUUAUGGUGUUCUGGGGGAAUUUCUGUUUUCACUACAGGCACCUUUAGUCAAAGUGGGGUUUUUGUUUACACGAGCAGUGAAAUAAUUUAGCUUGUGCAGUCGGAGUUCAUUAAGUGCCUAAUGUUAAUUAUGUUCAGCCAAUGGGAUCAUGAAGAAUGCUGUAAUGCCGAAUGUAUGUCACGUCACACGAUGACACUUAUUAGUUAGAAAUAUGAUUAUUUACACAUGUACAGUGUGUGUGUACUGUACGACUGUGGCCUUUGCCUGUUUGUGACCACUGCCUGUGUGUCCCUCUGUCUGGACCGGACACCGGCUGCUCCCUGAGUGCAGGGCUGUGCUCAUUUGGGCGGCCGUCGCUCAGGCGAAGCAGGGAGAGCGAGGGACGUUAGAGUAGGUCGCUGCCUGAUUGAUUCCUCUCGCGAUUCUUUACCUCCCCGUUCCCCCGGGUCAAAGGUAGAACCUCUCCUCUGGACCCAAGCCAGUCACACCUGCCUCAGAUGAGCACUUGUAUACCUGUAUGAUUGAGGUUUGAUUUAUGAAUGGAAGUCAUCAAGAGCACCGUCCAGACACCGGCGGCAGAUAAUGAAGGAGACUGAAUGAGGCAAUUUGUGAUCUCUUCCUUUUCAUUAACCUUCCGGGCUAUUGGCCCAGCAGUCUCUGAGGACCUACGCCAGUAAUUUUAGGGGAUGAUUAUAGCAUAAUACAUUUCUGCUAUUGAUUGAGAAUGUAUACUUACAAUAGGAAAUGGGAAAAGUUUCUAGUACUUGAGUGGAAUCCUUAUACCUUCAUUUGCCAAAUACAAUGAAAAUGAUUUAGAAUCUAAUUGUGAGCUUGUGGUAACAUUAAUGCAUAUGAGUGCAGGAUGUGUUUCGUUACCACAGAGACGUAAAGACGUUCAGUCCUGUCACGGGAUCAUUGUAAUGGGUUUGCGAGCCAUGCUUGGCCUACGGUGGCAGUAAUUAAAUUUAGUUGGCUUGUGGCACGGCCGCCCUGGAAUCCUGCAGACUCGCCGGAUGGCCUCUUCACAUUUAACAGACAUUUGCAAAAAAAUGUUUUGUUAUGAAGGGUGGAGGAAAAAAAACGCUUUUCCAGUGAUUAAGCGCUGCCGUUUCUGUCAGUCUGUGUCCAUAAAUCACGAGUGGAGCAUAUUUCUGUGAUUUAUUUUUAAAGCUGUUAUUUAUUGUCCUGCGUUGUAAUUUGUCAUUUCAAACAUGCGCCUCAUAGUAGAAAAAUAUGUGUAAUAUUCAAUAUAUUGUCCACAGCACUGCAGUAAAAUGGGCAUUAUCCAGCUGGGCAUCAUGUUCCUCUGACAGGUCAUAUAGGGCCUUUAUAUCAUCCAGACCCGUGUCAUAAACAGCGCUGGUAUUCCAGGGAUCUGUUGGGGCACUUUAAACCAUAAAGCGGCUGAUUGUAAUGUCACCAAAGCCAAUGGACCAAGCAGUCAUGUUUUACAGCAGUGUUGGUAUGUUGUGUUUGAAAUGCCGACGGAUUCCCAGCGGAGUGGUAAACAUGCACAAAUGCUAAGCCUGGAAAUCAAUAGUGUCUGGUUUACUGAUGGGGAGUGACUUGAGUCGUUAUUAGGAAAGUGAAGGAGUGUUUUUAUUUUAUAUUUGCCGGAUCAGUGUGACGUCAAUGUGUUAAUUGUACUAAUUUAACUGGUGUCAGUUCGAAGUCAAGAGAACUAAACCUGAUGGAUUGAGCUGAAA
Molecule: messenger RNA, 4615 nt
Organism: Betta splendens (Siamese fighting fish)
Lineage: Eukaryota; Metazoa; Chordata; Actinopteri; Anabantiformes; Osphronemidae
Gene: galnt12
Product: UDP-N-acetyl-alpha-D-galactosamine:polypeptide N-acetylgalactosaminyltransferase 12
Cellular component (GO): Golgi apparatus
Source: RefSeq, a predicted model, not a curated record